Molecule: messenger RNA, 2010 nt
Organism: Daphnia pulicaria
Lineage: Eukaryota; Metazoa; Arthropoda; Branchiopoda; Diplostraca; Daphniidae
Product: osteoclast stimulatory transmembrane protein-like
Exons: 2
Coding region: 48-1952 (634 amino acids)
Cellular component (GO): membrane
Source: RefSeq, a predicted model, not a curated record
AGUAGAACUCUGAACUCCGAAAAGAAUAGUUUUGAAUUAUUCCGAUUAUGGAGAAACCGCCGAACAAUCUAUCCUCCCUCGUUGUGAUUCCGGAAACGAUGGAUGUGCCACCGAGUAGCCCGGCUCUAUCCGUCGUGCCUUUGGAGAUGUCCAAGUGGCCAUCGCUUCGCGGCCUGGUGUGCGAUUGGCAGGAUCUCGUCCAUCCAUCCACAGCCGACCGAAAUUCCGACACUUUCGACGAGUUUGACUGGUCAGACAAAGGCAAAGGGAAAAGUGCCUGCCUUGCUCGUUUCCUGUACAGCGACCAAAAUAAAUUCCGCAACGUCAAGCUUCUUUUAAUUUUGCUGGUUGGCAUUUUCUACGGGCUCCUCAUCAUGACCAUUCUCCAUUUCUCCAUCGGCUUCCCUAUCAAAAUUACGAGCGGCGUGGGCCUCGUCGUGACCAUAGUCGUUUCGUUGGUGUUGAUUUUCUGUUACGCCAGUCGCUGUAUUUUAUCGCUGGUGAUCCCUUCGCUGGGUACUAAGCAGGGCAAAACCAUUCUCAUUGCCAUAUUGGUAACCCAAUUAAUGUCGGGACCAGUAGGCAACUUGACGUACAAUCUCAAACAAAGUUCACACUCGUUGGCUUGCUUUAGCAACAUGACUGUGAACCAGACGCAAGACAUUAAAGAAGCCAUCGUAGUAUCGUUACACAAUUUCACCCAAAAUUUCACGACGCAUAUUCUCAAUCAAGUGAGAGAAGGCAGUGAAGCAGUUGGAGCUGUAGGCCAGACAGCAGUCAAUAUUUUGUGUAAGACAUUUCAUCUUCCAUGCGGAUGGAAUGUUCAAGUCAAGGAAGAAAUUAAAGAGGCGUUUAAGGAAGGCGUGGGUUACAAACAAAUCCGGGAGCAGAUGACAUCCACCAACAAAACCAUCCAAGAUGGCAAACACAAGCUCAACUUGAAACUGAAGAGCGUCAAAGAAGAAGUCGAAAACCACUUCCGGAAAUAUUUGAAUUUCGAUGUCCUUUUGAAAGUGGCCACCAUGCUCAGCUUGCUCUUCUUGUUAAUCUGCUGUUGGAUGUAUUACUUCCGGUUCCUGCACAUUUUAUCGUACGACAACGUGUACGCCACCAGGUUGUUGAAGCGAUACGAUCAGCAUUGCAGCGAACGCGGUAGCACUCAACUUUUCCCUCUGCGUCCCCGUGAAAAAGUCAAAAUUAUCGACUCGGUUUCUCUGUCAAUGUCCCAGUUGGAACGGAAAUCUUUGCUCAUUUCCCUAGUCCUCUAUCUGUUCCAGUGUGUCGUUACCGUUAUCUUGUAUGUGGCCGACUGGACCCUUUACACUUUCAUGGAGAUCAUCAUUCGAAAUGUCAACCAGAGCGACAGCAGCAGUUGGAACGAAACGGCCACUUUCCGGGUGGAUUCCAUCAACUUCGAACUCAAUAUCCCGUUUUCCUUUGAUGCCAAACAGUGUUUGGUCGUCCCUAGUAAGGUGUCGGAGAAAAGCGUGAUUAUCCUGAUCGUCGUUUACAUUAUUUUAGGAUUAGCCGUUCUGUCUCAAGCGUACUGCCUCCGAUUCCGCCACGCCAUUGUCGCCUAUUUCUAUCCGGAAAGGAACAGUGAGCGUAUUCAGUAUUUGUACAAUAAGCUGUUGAGGAAGAGAGAGAGAGCCAAAAUGACGUUGAAGUUCCAGUUUCCCUUCCGCAAGGCCAAUUCCGUCAAAAUCAUAAGAAUCGCUACUGUCCCGCCUGCUGUACCUGCAGCAGCGGACCCGGGUUCUCGUAAGACAGUCAAGCAAAGCUGCUUAAGUGUAGUGCGCAAAUUAGGGUUAUUUCGUCGCUAUUGCUUUGUUUGCGGAUUGGCGGAGAAUUCCAAUUUCCAGAAAUGCAAUAAUUUUCCCGUUUGCUUGUGUAUGUAUUGCCCCUGUUGUUUCGAUGACAGGAAUAAUACUUGUCUGGUUUGCGACGAGUAAUUUUUCAUUUUCAAAUUAAAUAAACGAUUCGUUAUUAUUCUCAAUAAAAACCAUUUUC